AUGGGGGGCAAACAUAGUCGCCUCCAGCGAGAGCAGAAGCAUCAGCAACGGAAGCAAAAGAAGGAGCAAUACGGUUCCAACCACCGUGUCGAACAGCAGGAAGAAGCGGGUGGCAGUGGCAGCACUGGUGGUGACGGUAAAUUAAGUGACAACUCACAACUGGUCGUGACGGCUGUGCACCACCACCACCUGGUGCCGGUAGAAUCGGUUACGGUGCGCGACAACAACAGCAGCCCGAGCGUUCCGGGGCAUGGUGGUGUGGUCGAUGUUGCGUUUGAGUCGGCGCUAAACGUAACUGAACGUGACGUCGUGCGUGUGGGACGUGUGCCGGAGUGCAACGCGGCGGCGACCCGGGAGGAAGAGGAAGACAACGCAAAAAGCUCCGUUACCAUUACGAUUUGCAUGCUGAAAAUGGAACCGAAUGAGACCGGUGCGGAGGAGGCAGAGGCUAUCGCAGCGACGGGCGAUUCCGUGCGGACCGUUGCUGAACAAGAUGAGGGUAGUGCUGGACCUGCAGAGGACGUCAUCGCACACGAUUCACUUUCCCGGCGUCAGUGUGCAUGCCUUGAGAAUGGUAAUUUUGGGUGCUCAGUUGAUGGACCGACGGCAGACAGUGGCGAAACAGUGAUGCGGUGUAGCUGCAGUGCGAACACCACAGGAGCGAACGAUAAUCGGUUGAACAAUAAUGAGUCGCCGACAAAUCUGCCGACACCUUCGACGAUAUCGUCGACUCCCGCCGCAAUGGUGCCCGCUGGCGUAUCGGCGAUGUCUUCCAACGCUGCGAACCCAAACGCGGUACCGGUACCGCCUGCGGUAUCGUUCAUGAUCGGUGGGCACGAUCCCGCCACCAUCAGUCAUCUGUUGCACCGGUUGCGACACUUGCACCACCAUCACCACCAUCUGCACCAUCACCACCACCAUCAUCAUCUGAUGCAUCUGCACCACCUACAUCAUCACCAUCCGGUGACGGGCGGUGUCACAGAUUUGCCGCCAGAUGUCGCGCACAGCAAUACAAUGGAUUGGAGACAGCAGCACGCGCAACAUCAGUGGAUCCCCGCUGCGAUGGUUGGCUCUAGCAAUGGUGCGAUAGUACGCCCUGCCGAGGUUCCUCCUGGUGGAUCAUCUGUGGGACCGGCCACCGCCGCCAGCCCACACUUUAUGGACAUCGAUAUUGAUCUGAAGGAUAAACUCGAGGGUUUGAGGUUGGGCCCGGCCCCAACGUCAGCGACAGGACAGCGGCCGAGUAGCAAUAACAAUGUGACGGAGGAAAGCGGUGAACAUCCGUACAGUGUUGGUGAAUGUCCGACGUGCUGUGCCAUGGCAAUGGCAGCCAAUGCAUCUGGUUCGCUGGGCGGUUUAUUGAGCGGUAGCGGCGGACUCGGUGGUGCAUCGAGUUCGGUGGCGAACGGAACGAGCAUCUACAAUGGAAAUGUUGGCGAGGUGGAGGAGAAGAUUCUCAACACUAGCAACCAACCGUCGGUGACACCUCCUUCGCUAACCGGUGGCGAAAAAGUGCCAGAACUGAGCGCUCCCGUGGUGACUUCACUGGCGAUGGAUAACAGUCCGAGCGGUACCGGUGUCUCCCCUUCGUCUGAUCAGAUUUCAACCGAACCGGACAACACUGAAGCUGGAUCAUCUUCGGUGGCAACCUCAUCUGCCGUUGGUAGAACGGUACCCAGCACUGGGAAGGAUGCUGUACGGACCGUAGCGUUGGAGGACAAUUCCUCGAAACCGACAGCAGCAGCAGCAACAGCCAGUACAGCCUCGCCGAGUUCAGCAAACACGACCAGUGACAGUCCGCCAGCAACCACGGUCGCGGCUGGUAGCGUUGUGCCGCCAUCGUCCCCAGCCGAUACGAAAACAAUCGGACCAGCCGCAACGGCAUCAAGUGUUGUAACGUCCUGCUGCAGCCGGAAGUCUUCAUCGUCCACCCUGUUCGGUUCCUUAUCGUUUGCCGGUCGUCGAUCGCGCUCGUCUAACGCACGCACCGGAAGUUGUUGUGCCACUGCAGCGGGUGACGGUGUAUCGCCAGCAGCCGCAAUCACCACUCCCGAACAGCAGCAGCAGCAGCGAUCCCGCAUCUCGUGGAUACCGGGCAGUGGGCAGAAGCAACAGCGCACCGGCGGGGCCAAGAAUGGCCGCACUGAUACGGCCACAGCCGUCACCAGCCCCGGCAGUGCCAAAUCGAAAAAGUCCAACUGGCCCUUCUCACUAAAAUCAUCCAGUGGAUCUUCAUCGCAAUCGCGUGCAGGCACGACGGGAACGGCACAGGCAGCUGCACACAACAAACAGACGACCAAAGCAACCACCCCGGGAGCGGGUUCCGCAUCGAACGGUUGUGCCAGCACCAGCACGGCAAUGGCCGCGGAUAUGAGCAACAGUAUUGUGUCGUCGGCCGUAGCAAACGGUGGCUCAUCCCUUCGCGGUAGCUCGCUGAUAAGUUCGGCUAAGCUUUUGAAAGGUGAAACGGAUCAGGAUGAUUCGUGCGUGUGUACGGCUUAUCGGAAGGUGAGCGAAUCGCCUCCACCACCUUCAUCGCCAGUGCCACCGGUUGCGGCGUCGGCCGGACCAUCCAGGGUAGCUAGCCCGAGACCGGCCGAAUCGGUCGAAUGGUUGGAGGAAGCUAUACACGGCUCUGGACUGUUGCCGCUGAAUCUCCACAUGCUCAGUUCGCUCCGAUCGGGUAACGCGGGUACAGCCGCACAAUCGAUGGCCGGUGUAUCGGCACCGAUGAUUUCGCUCAGCCCAGAACCGAUACCUGCCUCGAUGCUCGCUAACCAUCACCAUCACCAUCAUCACGCGAUGACUGCCGCGGCGCUCGUUGCCGACCAUCAUCCGACGUUCUUCUUCUCUGCCGCCGCGUCCGGUGGUUCGAACCAUCACGCCCAUCACGGACCGGUGGGGCCCGGUGUUGGCGGAUCAUCAGCAGCAGCCGGCCAGCUAUUCGGUACACCCGCCAACGAUGUGAUACUGCUGUCGGAUUCACCCGUCCUGUUUGAUCUCACCAGCGAUGACUUCUCGGUGGAGGAUUGUGAUGAACGGGCCCGGAUCCAGCGGGAGCUGGAAAUCCGCGAAGGAGUGGACGCACCGCCCAACUUCCAUCCGCGCCGUCUAAUGUCCGGCGGAACGAUUGCGUCCGGUCCGGCCGCAAACCAUCCGAUAGCGUUCAUCUAUUCGCGCGACCUGAUGCAGCGGGGUCUGCUGAUGGCGAACAAGCUGAUACAGCCGCUGGAUGCGGCCGGCCGUUGUACGGCCGGGCGUGACGGUUUCGGCCGGUUGCGCAUCCAUUCGCAGGUCGACUUCAUACACUGUCUCGUGCCGGAUCUACAGAAAAUCACCAGCUGCAGCUUCUACUGGGGCAAGAUGGAUCGGUACGAGGCGGAACGAUUGCUCGAGGGCAAACCGGAGGGCACGUUCCUGUUGCGCGAUUCGGCGCAGGAAGAGUUUCUGUUUUCCGUAUCCUUCCGGAAGUACAAUCGGUCGUUGCACGCUCGGAUCGAGCAGUUUAAUCACAAGUUUAGCUUUGACUCUCGCGAUCCGGGUGUAUUUACGGCCUCAACGGUAACAGGGCUGCUGGAACACUACAAGGAUCCGUCCUGUGUGAUGUUUUUCGAACCGAUGCUAACGUUCCCGCUGAAUCGCAACUUUAGCUUCAGCCUGCAGCAACUGUGCCGGGCGGUGAUCGUAAGCAACACGACGUACGAUGGCAUCAAUGAGCUGACGCUACCAAAGUCUCUUAAGUCAUACCUGAAGGAGUAUCACUAUCGGCAGCGGGUCCGCUUCCGGCCAAUGGAUGAGCAUCUCUACUCCAACGCGUAGCUGCCCGAUGACGAUGGGUACGAUCGUGAUUCGGAUGAUGACGACGAUGACGUUGAUGAUGGUGCCCGUAGCAGAAGGGAAUGCAACAACGAGGCACUUAUACUCGAAGCAUCCGGUGGUAGAUAUAAACCCGACGUAGCAUUGCUAUUGAGAGGCUUGCUUAAAGGCGCUGGCAUUCAUCAUUGCUGCUACGCGAUACAUCCUGCUAAUGAAGUUUUAGCAACUGCACGAAACAUUGGCAAUGGAACGAUGCCAACCGUCGUUAAACGGCAUUGUAAAAUGGCGAAAAACCAAUCGAUGGGCUACAAGUGGCGUAAGCGGCUUCAUCUUCGUGGUGGUGGUGGUGUGUUCCGGGCUCGAUCGCAACCAUCGACGUCGGUAUCGCCGUCGUGCUCGUCAUCGUCCCACUGGAUGAUUGUACUAAAGUGGUUCCUUAAGCGCCAGCAAAGAAUAAUGUCCCAUACCCAUCCCAAACAAUGAACGGUAGUGUGGCAUUGCUCUUGUUUGCCUUGGUGCGUUAUGUUUUUUUUGUAUAUUUCUAGAUCAGAUCAGUGUUUGUGUUGCGGUGGACAACAUAUUUUUUCUCAUUCAAACCUUAAAAAGCACAAUAGCUAUAGUGUGAACGAUUCUGUCGAAAAAUGGUACACACCAUCAUACCCCCAGUGUCGGUACAUCCCCUAGCUGCGUUCAGUAGCUUUAAAUUAACACCCCCCGCACUUAUUUGAGUGAGUUUCAAUGGCACUUCGUCGUAGGUGUGUUAGUAAAUUAUUUGCAUUUCCAUUCCAUCCCUUUUCCUUCUGCAAAACAACAAAACAGAGAAGCAUUAUUCUUGUUAGUUAACCACGUUAGGGAAAGCAAUUAACAACCCACUACAACAAAUCCCUCUGCGUACGUUGAACAGUGCGAUUGUAAAGUAGCGUUCGGGAAGGAGAGGUUUGAAAAAAAAAACAACCACCAGAAUCAGUAUUUCAGUAGAGCAAUGCGUGAAUAACCG
Anopheles moucheti is the source of this 4813-nucleotide messenger RNA. It is a transcript of the gene Socs36E, whose product is annotated as midnolin homolog. Bases 1 to 3819 code for a protein of 1272 amino acids. Gene Ontology annotation, biological process: intracellular signal transduction; phosphatidylinositol phosphate biosynthetic process. The transcript is spliced from 5 exons. Gene Ontology annotation, cellular component: phosphatidylinositol 3-kinase complex. Lineage: Eukaryota; Metazoa; Arthropoda; Insecta; Diptera; Culicidae. Gene Ontology annotation, molecular function: 1-phosphatidylinositol-3-kinase regulator activity. The record is from RefSeq and is a predicted model, not a curated record.